AUGAAUGGUUAUUAUCGGAAUGGACCACGUUUUGAUCGUAUCGAUCAAGAUGAAGUUCCUGAAAGCAAGCACACCGUAUUUAUUAGAGGCCUUCCUGGACAUAUUAAAACGGAUGAAGUGAAGGAUUUUUUCGAAGACCAUGUUGGACCAUGCUCAUUUGACUUUAUCAAGCUUUCACAGGAUCAACUGAAACUAUUUGUGGCCGUUCGUUUCGAAACGCGCGAUGCUGCAAAAGAAUGCAUGCACAAAUACAAAGAUGGUGAUGUUCUUGGUUACCCAGUUGAAAUGACGUGGUUUCGGGAUAUUCGGCGCUAUGUGUCAUAUCAACAAAGUCAAGGUCUUCGACCUGCUAAAAUUCUUCGUAAUCGUGGUUAUAGUGGUCGCAAUCGUACUAGCUACGAUCGUUCGUCAAGAAAUGAUUAUAGAGAUGAUGAUGAUUAUGAUAAAGGAAGCAAAAAAAAGUGCGCUUCAUCAGAUGAUGAAGGCUCUAAAAAGUCUCGCUCAUCCAGUUCGUCACGAUCACCAAGUCGUGGUCAGCGUCAUUCAUCACAUGAACGUUCAGCAAGCCCUGGUAGUCUCAAAAGUCGGCAUAGUGAAAAAUCUCACCGUUCUCAAUCUCGCAAUUCUUCAUAUUCGGCACCGGCUCAUGAACGUUCUUCCUCAGCUGUCCCACCAGCUCCAUCUCCACAGUUUAAGCGAGAGGCUAUUGAAAAAGGUGAUACUCCGCCACUUCCACCAUUACCUCCUCCACCAAAUGCAAAAUCUGACGAUGUAGAACCAAAGAAAUCGAGCUUGAGUGAUUCGCAGUCUCCUGCUGAACGUAAAUCGCGAAAAUCGAAAAAAGGCAAACGAAAGCGUCGGCGUCGUAGUCCAUCAUCAAGUACACCCAAUUCAGUUAAUGAACACACUUCCGAUGAACUUAGUGAGGGCGAACUUCGGAAAAAGAUUCUAAAGAAGCGAAAAGAAGUUUUGAAGGACAUGGAAGAGGGUUUGAAGCCCAUAGUAAAACCAACUUUGGGAAAAUGGGAAGAACAGGAAGCGGAAACAACACUGCUACAGAACACCACAUUAAAGUUCGGUUUAGAAAGCAUGGAGGAUGUGCCAAAACGAGUUUUGCGUGAUACAGCCCAUCAGUUCCAGUCGUCAAAAAAUGUUAUUUCGCAAACAAAUGCAAGCAUGCUUGAUGGGAUUGGAAUGCAUGCUACAAUGCCCCAAGUGGGAAUUGAAAAUUCAUUUUCCUGCAAGAAAGGAGCCAAAGAAUUAGGGAAACAACUGGAUUUGCCAAAAAGCGAAGCACCAUCAUCGGGUGCGCUAUUUAGCAGUGAUAUUGAUACCUUUUUGGGGAAACGUGAACAAACCGGUCCAAUAAAUGAUCUCAAAAACACACAGACGAGUGUUUUCGGCGCAGCUCGUGGACAACAGUUGAUUUCAUUUUUUGACGAUGCCAGUGAUACGUUGCAGCCUUCUCAAGGAACGCUGCGAUUGAGCUCGCUAACUCGUCAGUUGAAUGCAGAAACAGAACGUGAACGGAAGCUUGCUCGUUUACCACCGGAAGUGCUUACUAAGUAUACGACAAAGAAAAAACAACUUGAAGGGGCAUUUAAAGCAGAUCGUGAAACGUUUGGUUUCGUUACGAAAAUGUUAAUCGAAAAAGAUCCAGGUUUGGAAGAUCGUCUUUGGUUAGCCCUUGCUGAAGCAAUUAAAGAUAUGGAAGAAGCAUUUACUCGAAAAAUGGACCAGUAUCUUGACCAGUUAAUUAUGUUUAUUUCUAUGUAA
Messenger RNA from Brugia pahangi, 1776 nucleotides. Lineage: Eukaryota; Metazoa; Nematoda; Chromadorea; Rhabditida; Onchocercidae. The record is from the annotation of a GenBank genome assembly.